Meleagris gallopavo (turkey) is the source of this 1270-nucleotide messenger RNA. The record is from RefSeq and is a predicted model, not a curated record. NCBI's taxonomy places the organism in Eukaryota, Metazoa, Chordata, Aves, Galliformes, Phasianidae.
AUGCGCUGCAGCGGGCGUCAGCAGCUUCCUCUCUCCUGCAGGGCACUCGAUGUGCUGAAGGACUUUGCGCCCGGCGCUCAGCUGCCCGUUCUGCUCUACAACGGAGACUCCAAGACCGAUACGGUCACCAUCGAGGACUUCCUGGAGGCCAGGCUGGCCCCCCCGCGUCAGUUCCCCAGCCUGGUCCCGCGGUACAAGGAGUCAAGGCUGGCUGGAAACGACAUCUUCCACAAGUUCUCCACCUUCAUCAAGAACCCAGUGCCUGCUCAGGAUGAGGCGCUGCAGCGGAACCUGCUGAAGGCUCUGCUGAAGCUGGAUGAGUACCUGAGCACACCCCUGGAGCAUGAGCUGGCCCGAGAGCCCCACCUCCGCACCUCCCUGCGUCGCUUCCUCGACGGCGACCAGCUCACGUUGGCUGACUGCAACCUGCUGCCCAAGCUCAACAUCGUGCAGAUUGUCUGCCAGCAUUACCGCCACUUCGGCAUCCCCAAGGACCUGCAGGCGGUGUGGCGCUACCUUAACAACGCUGCUGAAACCAAGGAGUUCAAAUACACCUGUCCCAGCAGUGAGGAGAUCGUGCAGGCCUACCGCUCCGUCGUCCGGUCCCCGCAGUGAGCCGGGCAGACGCCCAGGCGGGCACAGGGCCGGGCACCAGCUCAGCACCUGCCUGGUCCUGCUGCUCCCACCGCCAUCCUGCCUGUAUGCGCUUGGGAGGGCAGAGCAUCAGCACCCAAAUUUCCCCAGCUGGCACCCGAGGUGCCUCACACUGAGCCUGCCAACGCUUUCUUGCUUCUCGUGUCACCCUCCCUGCCUGGCCGGGACACCCUUGACCCACCCUGCGGUCCCUCAAGCAUUAAGGAUGGGUACAGCCAUGGGCACUGCUUGUAACAGAACUGGGCAAUGCUGAGGAAAGAGUGGGGGCUGGGGAAGAAAAGCUGCCUGGAGGGCAGUGCACUGCAGUGGGAAUCCCUGCAGCCUCCCACCACGCGAGCUGCCCUAAGCAGGGCUGUGGCCAGGACAGCAGGCAUUGCAGGGUGUCUGAGCAGCAGCAGAGGGUGAGGGGAACAGGCACAGCUGUGGCAAAGCCCUGGGAAUGGAGCUGGGGGGGGACACUGCAGCACCCUGCCCUGUCACCACAGCCCUGGCAAGGGGAGCAGAGGGCAACGUCCCACCAGAACUUGCUGCUAGGAAGCUCUGGAGCAGAUUUGGGACAGGGAUGGGGAUGAAAUGGGGAAAGUCCAAGCCAUGUAUCAGAGCACUUGGAAAUCAA